This is a messenger RNA of Neospora caninum, 2559 nucleotides long. Its product is annotated as putative DnaJ domain-containing protein. The transcript has 2 exons. The coding region runs from base 1 to 2559 and encodes 852 amino acids. The record is from RefSeq and is a predicted model, not a curated record. Lineage: Eukaryota; Apicomplexa; Conoidasida; Eucoccidiorida; Sarcocystidae.
AUGGCGUCUGGAGGAGUCGCAGACGCAGUUGGAGGAGAGGCCUUCACGUCAGAACAGGCCUGGACGGCGCCGUUACCGGAGGCUCUGCGCAGUGCACAGAAUUCGAGUUCUCGCUCGUGGCCAGCGGGGGGCUGUGCCGCCGCGAAAGGAGACAGAGGCGAUGUGGACGACCAGUCUGGAGCGGAACUGAAAGAAGAGAUUGACGCAGAACUGGAGGAAGAAGAGGUUGAAGCGGAACUGGAGGAAGAAGAGGCUGAAGCGGAACUGAAAGAAGAGAUUGACGCAGAACUGGAGGAAGAAGAGGUUGACGCAGAACUGGAGGAAGAAGAGGUUGAAGCGGAACUGGAGGAAGAAGAGGUUGAAGCGGAACUGGGAGACGAGUUUGCCGGUCUUGUAUGGAGGCCUAAAAGCACUUUUUUCGGCUCUUCACUCUGGACAGUCGAAGAAGGCGAGUGCGAGGCUGCGGGCGAAACGGCGCCUCGCAGAGCCGGCCGCGCGGACGGGACCGCUUUGCGCUCGAUUCCGGCCGUCGAGUCCAAGCUUUCCUUUUCUCCGGCUCGGUUUUGGUGCGAGAGACGGCAAAGCGGCUCCUUCCACGCGGCAGCGCCUUCUGUCCGGGCGAGUCGCCGCUGCAGGAAUCGAGGCUUCGAUCUUGCGCGUGGAAUUCGUCGAGCAGCCCUCGCGGAGGUUGUGCGGACCUCGCGCGUUGAAGGCGCACGCGCUCAAAGGACGCAGACGCGCGCACGCCAAGAGUUCUCAACCUCUGCAAGGUUUCAGCGGCGGCAUCCGGACUGGCGCAAGAUGGCGGUUGCGGAGAGAGCGACGGGGCAGGGGCCAGCGGGUUCCUCCCCCGGGGGACGCCCUCCCGCGCAUCACGCAAAGUUGUAUCUCUCUUCUCCUUGCUCGACUCUGCCUCUCGCGACUUCUUCUGCCUUUUCCCUUCCGCCUUCCGUCCGACCGUGUAGGGCGACUGGCCAGUCUGUGCGCGGUGUCUCGGGAGGCGCGUCGGUCCGUCCGUCAGUUUUCUCGCGGUCUGUCGCGGCCCUCCUCACGCUUUCUGCGCUUCUCGCCUCCCUUCUUCUCUCGCCACUCUCCCCUCCGUUCUCGAGCGGCUGCGCCGCGCAGACGAACGGUUUUCUCUUCGCGCAGGCUGCCUCGCAUCGCCGAUCGAGAGCCGAGGAGUGCCCGCCCUCUUCCAGGUCUGACGCGAACCCCUCACCCAAGUGCGCGAAGAAACCGUCUUCUUUCCAGGCUCCUCCGAAGACGGGGGCGUGUCCAAUUGCGUCUCGGCCGCCGGCGACCUGCGAGGUUGCCCACAUUCGAGGGCUGGAAGGCGUCGCGAUUCCCCCGGUCCAGGACGACGGCUCGUUCGACGCAGAAGACAUUUUUUCCUUUUUCUUCGCGCCGGACGAGGAGGUGCGAGCGACGCGAACGGCCUCUUCCGCCUCCGGCGAUCAGCGAAAGAAGGGAAAGCAAGUCCGGUCAGGGCAGACGGGGAAGAAGAGCUCCAGACAGUCCUCCGCCCCGCCGGCAGAGAAGAGGGGGGGCAAGGGUUCUGCUCGCUCCGCGCCUUUCAGCGUCGACCCAGACGAGGAACCCGAGACGGAGGAACCGCGCGUCGAAGAAGAGGAACGCAUGUACUUCGAUCCGUACGAGAUCCUCGGAGUGCCUUCCAACAGUAGCGAAGAGUGUAUUCGCCUGGCCUACAGACAGAAGGCGAAACUGUGUCACCCCGACACUGUGGAGGGGAGGGAGUUGAGGAACAAGAAAGACUCGAGCAGAUCUCAAGAGAGUAAGGGAGACGAAGAGAACACGUCCACAGAGAGCCGCGAGGAGAACGGAACGGAAGGCGAGGAACUGGCGGCGCAAUCGACCUCGAGUUCUUCUGGAAGUGUCGGUUCCACCGCUGCCUCUCCCUCGUCUGGUGGCGAGGACGCGAGUGACGCAGAGAAGGCCUCGGAGACGUUGUCGCAUGCAGAGAAAUUCAUGUUGAUUCGCUCCGCAUUUGAGUUGCUGAGCAACAAGACAAAACGGAGACAUUUCGACCGGCAUGGCCGGUCCCCCGAUGAGCCCCGCUUCCUCCACAGAGAGGCUGUGGAGCGAGGGACGCGUGGGCACGACCCUCAGGGGGGCGAAGCGGCCUCGGGAUUCGGGCGCGGUCGUGGAGACCAACCAGCCGCGGAUGGAGACAUCGACGGUUUUGCGGACGCGCUCUUCUCGGCAUUCGCCGACUUUGCCUCGCAAGUCUUCGAUGAGGACGAGGCGCCCGAGACUCCGGCGAGACGCAGCCGAAGCAACGCUCGAUCCGCGCGCCGCUCCAGAUCUUCGGGCGAGAAAGAAUACGAAGAGGAGUGGAGCCGAGAAAGACGUCGAAUGUUCCCUGGCGACGACGAAGACCAGGCCGAGGAGGUAGGCCAACACUGGGACGAAGAGAACGAGAGCGAAGUGGGACUGGAGGAAGACGAAGAAGAGUACGAGAGCGAUCUGGACUUCCGCUCCUUGUUCGACGAAGAAGAGGCUGAGAGCAGCUCGUCGGACGCGUCCUCUGACGAGAGCUAA